Molecule: messenger RNA, 630 nt
Organism: Paraglomus brasilianum
Lineage: Eukaryota; Fungi; Glomeromycota; Glomeromycetes; Paraglomerales; Paraglomeraceae
Source: the annotation of a GenBank genome assembly
AUGUCAACAGGAUCAAUUGAUGGAUUGCGUGUAAUUGAGAACUUCAUAACUCCCGAAGAGGAGUCUGAACUGAUAAGUGAGAUAGAUAAUCGAGAAUGGGGCGGUAAUGGCAUUCCUCCCAACCCAGAGAUGAAACGACGCACACAACAUUACGGAUAUGAAUUCAGUUAUCGACAUAGAAAUGCUCGUUACAUUGGACUACUUCCAUCUAUGUUCUCGUUCUUAUUGUCUCGUCUUGUGUCAGAGGGUAUAGUUCCAUCUCCACCUGAUAUGUGUACCGUAAAUGAAUACAACUUAAAACAAGGCAUAAUGCCUCAUAGGGACGCGUCACUUUUUGGUCCGACAAUAUUAUCGCUCUCUCUCUUGUCCCCGUGUUUGAUGCGAUUUGAGAAAGAAGGAGAAGAUGAGAUCAAAGUGCUGUUACCCAUUCGAAAUGAACUAAGUUUUUUUGAAUUCUUACCUUUAGCCCAAAGAUCACUGUUAGUAAUGACCAAUUCAUCCCGAUUUGACUAUAAGCACUCGAUAUCAAAAGAUGAGAUUGAGUAUUUAGGCGAUCAAAAGAUCGUUAGAGGUAGAAGAGUAAGCUUGACUUUCAGAAGUCUUAUAAAAGAGGAAAGUAAGAUGGAGUAA